Eleginops maclovinus (Patagonian blennie) is the source of this 5499-nucleotide messenger RNA. RefSeq names its product importin-13-like. Gene Ontology annotation, cellular component: cytoplasm. NCBI's taxonomy places the organism in Eukaryota, Metazoa, Chordata, Actinopteri, Perciformes, Eleginopidae. The transcript is spliced from 23 exons. The coding region runs from base 119 to 3043 and encodes 974 amino acids. Gene Ontology annotation, molecular function: small GTPase binding. Gene Ontology annotation, biological process: protein import into nucleus. The record is from RefSeq and is a predicted model, not a curated record.
CAGAGAGCGGCAGGGAGCUGCCAGCAUCGUCUCAUACCGUCGCAGGACAGAAAGGUGUGAAAAUAUCGGUCCUCUAGACAUCCUAGAAGUAAUACACGGAGACGGCAUUGUUUUGAUAAUGCUGUCACACUCUGAACAUCUCCGUUUCGGCGGAGAUAUGGACACGCCGGGGAGGAUAGCAGCAACACCGGACAACCUGGACUUCACGGUGGAAAACGUAGAGAAGGCCCUCCACCAGUUGUACUACGAUCCCAAUAUAGAAAACAAGAAUCUGGCCCAGAAAUGGCUCAUGCAGGCUCAGGUCUCGCCUCAGGCCUGGCAGUUUUGCUGGUCCCUUCUGAGCCCAGAUAAGGUGCCAGAGAUCCAGUACUUUGGUGCCAGCGCGCUUCACACCAAGAUUUCUCGCUACUGGUCGGACAUCCCCACAGACCAGUACGAGUCUCUGAAGACCCAGCUGUUCUCACAGAUUGCCUGCUUCUCCUCCGGCUCCAAGAUGGUGCUCACCCGUCUCUGUGUGGCCCUUGCCUCUCUGGCACUCAACACAAUGCCUGAGGCCUGGCCCGGCGCUGUGUCAGAGAUGGUGCGGGUGUUCCAGGAAGAGGGUGGGGGGGUGGACGGGCGGGCACGCUGCCUGGCAUUGCUGGAGCUCCUCACCGUCCUGCCGGAGGAAUUCCAGACCAGCCGCCUGCCGCAGUACAGAAAGGGACAGGUUCGGGGGGCUCUGGGCCAGGAGUGGGGGUCAGUGUGUCCCUUACUGCAACAACUACUGCAAAGGACGGACAGCCCCGGGGCAGUGAAAGCUCGCGUGUUGCGCUGCCUGUCAUCUUGGGUGCUGCUGGAUGUGCCCCUAAGUGAGAGUGAAAGCCUGGUGCACGACUGCUUCAGCGCCCUGCCUGAUCCGGAGCUCUUCGACACGGCUGUGGAGGCAAUCGUCAAUGCCAUCUCACAGCCCGAUUCCCAAAGAUAUGUGAACACUUUGCUGAAGCUGGUUCCUCGAGUGCUGGCCCUCCAGGAGCAGCUCAGAGAGGCAGUUCAGAGCGGAGACAUGGAGACCUGCCACGGUAUCUGCCGGAUCGCCGUAACGCUGGGAGAAAACCACUCUAGGACUCUGUUGGAGCAGGUGGAUCACUGGCAGGGCUUCCUGGCUCUAGUCAACAUGGUCAUGUUUUGUACGGGCAUCCCCGGGCACUACCCGGUCAAUGAGACCACCAGCUCGCUCACUCUCACCUUCUGGUACACACUACAGGAUGAAAUCAUGUCGUUUGAGACGGAUAAGCAGGCGGUGUAUCUGCAGGUCUACAGGCCGGUGUAUUUCCAGCUGGUGGAUGUUCUGCUACACAAAGCCCAGUUCCCCACUGACCAGGAGUAUGAAUCCUGGUCCUCCGAUGAGAAAGAGCAAUUCAGGAUCUAUAGGGUGGAUAUCUCGGACACACUCAUGUACGUGUACGAGAUGCUGGGAGCAGAGCUGCUGAGUAACCUGUAUGAUAAACUAGGAAGACUGUUGACUAAUACCGAGCAGCCCACAUCGUGGCAGCAUACAGAGGCCUUACUCUAUGGCUUCCAGUCCAUAGCGGAGACGAUAGAUGUGAAUUACUCUGACGUCAUCCCCGGCCUGAUAGGACUCAUCCCCAGAAUCAGCAUCAACAACGUGCAGCUAGCAGACACAGUGAUGUUCACUAUAGGUGCGUUGGCUGAAUGGUUGGCAGACCACCCGGUGAUGCUCAGCAGUGUCUUGCCCUUGGUACUACAGGCUUUAGGGAACCCAGACCUUUCUGUCUCAUCUGUCUCGACGCUGAAGAAGAUUUGUCGGGAGUGCAAAUAUGACCUACCACCCUACGCAACAAACAUAGUAGCUGUCUCUCAGGAGGUGCUUAUAAAACAGAUCCACAAGACGAGUCAGUGUAUGUGGCUGAUGCAGGCGCUCGGCUUCCUGCUCUCUGCUCUCCCUGUGGAAGACAUCCUGAGAAACCUGCACUCUCUCAUCACCCCCUACAUUCAGCAACUGGAGAAGCUAGCAGAUGAGACGCCUAAUCCCUCCAAUAAAUUGGCAAUAAUCCACAUCUUGGGGCUGCUUUCCAACCUCUUCACUACGCUCGACAUCAGCAAGCAGGACGAUGAGUCAGCAGACGGCUCAGCUCCACCUGUCAAAACAGCCCCUCCUCCACCCGGACCAAACCCGGUGGUGGUGGUUUUGCAACAGGUGUUUGCCCUCAUACAGACUGUCCUCAGUAAGUGGCUGAACGACUCGCAGGUCGUAGAGGCGGUGUGUGCCAUUUUUGAGAAGUCAGUGAAGACUCUUCUCCACGACUUUGCUCCCAUGGUGUCUCAGCUUAGUGAGAUGCUCGGGCAGAUGUACAGUACCAUUCCCCAGGCCUCAGCCCUCGACCUCACACGACAGAUGGUGCAUAUCUUUGCCAGUGAGACAGACCACUUCCCACCCAUCAAGGCUCUGUUUGAACUGGUUACCUCGGUAACGCUGUCCAUCUUCCAGCAAGGACCCAGGGAUCAUCCUGAUAUUGUUGAUUCAUUUAUGCAACUCCAAGCUCAGGCCCUCAAACGGAAGCCCGAUUUGUUCUUGUCUGAGAGUCUUGAUGUGAAAGCAGUUUUCCACUGUGGAGUUCUGUCACUCAAAUUUCCUGAGGCACCGACAGUCAAGUCAACAUGCUUGUUCUUUACUGAACUGAUACCCAAAUGCUCAGACGUGCCUCCUCUGGCUCGGGUGAUGCAGGAGGACGGCAAACUGCUGAUGCAGGCCGUGCUGGAGGGCAUCGGGGGCGGGGCGUCUCGGAUCCUCAUGGACCAGUUUGCAGAAGUGAUUUUCUCUCUGAACAAGAACUGCUUCUCUCUACUGGUCGUGUGGUUGAAGGAGGCGCUGCAGCCUCCUGGGUUCCCGUCAUCGCGGGUCACAGCUGCACAGAAAGAUAACUUCUCACAACAGAUACUCAGAGAGCGAGUGAACAAGAGGAGGAUGAAGGACAUAGUGAAGGAGUUCACACUACUGUGCAGAGGGCUCCACGGUACGGAGUAUGCCGCUGAAUACUGAAACUCUACCCUUGAACUCUCACCAAACCGUGACCUCUGCCCCUCAGCGCCAAACAGCUGGAUGCCACUACAACACAGCUCUCAAAAAAUCAUGGAAUGAUUGUAAAGAUAAACCCGCCCUGCUGCAGGACAAGACAGAACCAAUCCAGCACGGACCUGCCAUCGGAUUAAUGGACACACAUUAAAUCCCCGGUGGCUUUAGGGAGGCUGGUCUCUCUGCUCAGAUUUUUUUCUGUUUUAAGAUUGAUUGUUUCUCUCUCCUCUGAUUUCUUUGGAAGAGCUCCGAGCAGCACUCCCAGCAUGCUGCCUCCUCUAUCUCUGUCUUGUUCUGCCUUUCUAGAUCUUCCUGUGGUUCCUAGGUUGUUUCCUGGUGAUUAGCAUCCAUAUGAAAUUGGUAGUGGUAUCGUACGUAGCUACUUGACAUUAUUUUUCAGAAUUAAAUCAAAUGAAUUAUAUAAAUGUAUAUGUAAACACAUAUAGAAAGAUGGUGGUUGUCAGUCCUGCUGCUGCUAGUGGGAAGAGAGAAGGACCAAUGUCAGUAGGGGAUUCUGCAGGAGAAAUUACAUGAAUAUAAUAUUUACUCCAAACCAUCCCCCUGUGAUCUCUGCAUUUGCCAAAUUAUCCUUGUGAAUUUGUCCUUUUUCCUGUUUGUUAUAUAUGCCUUUAAUGGGGAGUAGAGAAAAAAACACAACUGGACUAUAAACAGUCUGCUUUCCCACCCUGACCUCUGUAUACAGGGCUGUGCCUCAUGUACAUCCAGUCCCACCCAGUCAUACUGCAGUCUCCUCGGAUUGGAGAGAGGUUUUUAUGCAUUGGUCCCUUAGGUAAAGCAGGACUGCCUAGAACGAAGGCUAGAGUGAAAAUGGAUCUAUAGUAGCUGGCAGCGAAAAGAGGCAGGAUAUGGAAACUGAGAAGGGAACUGAGUGUUUGGAGGGAUUUAUAAUCCUGACGAAGGACUGCUUAGUCACUGUAAUCGUGCAAAAUAUUAAUCAAGUUGUGCAUAUUAACAGUUAUUGCCGAACACUUCUGUGUAUGUGAGUGUGUGCGUGUGUUCAUACCUGUACGUAUGAGAGGUUGCGUGUGCACAGAUGUAUCUUUUUCCACUUGUUUAGUGCACUUAUAUUGGACCUACAGUACACAUCCAUUACUUCCUCCUGUCUUUUUAACAAAGAGCUCAUUCAUUUCUUCACACCACACUCAUUCAAACUACUCUUUUCUUAGAGACUGAUCCGACACGUCCAGUAUCUCACCUCUGCUGCUCACCUGCAAUCACACCCAUCUGUUCAAACCUCCUUAUCAUCUGGAAUGACCGGCCAGUGAUAAUAAUUGAGCAGAGUCAUCUAUCCAUCUAUCUGUUAUUGACAGCAAAUACGCAAAGUCAUUCAUCCAAUGGGUCACUGCCUUGGAGAGGACCAAGAAGGAUUAGAGGGUUCAGUAUCACACCGUAACAUCUCUGAGAAAGUUAUUCAGCAUUUGCAACAAGAAAUAACACUGACAUUCUGUGCUCAUCCAUUAUGCCGAGGACAUUAUCGGUGAAGUGACGUGACGGCUGUAGAAUACACUGUUUAGUGAAUCAGCAGGACCAGGUGAUAUCUAAUAACACUCAGCGUCCAAAUAUACUUGUGGUCUCCGCUUAACUUUAUCUCAGUCUAAUCCUUCUGUCUUAUCCGAGGUGCCUGCAGACAUGUAGCAUGUGUGUGUUUAGUGGGGGGGUUCGGGGUUCAGGGGGACAAACAUAUCCAGUGAGUAAGACGCUGCAGAAAGACCCGAGGCAGGACUCAGCUCCGAGUCGAAUUCAAACAGAGAAUAAUUGGACGAUCCUCGCUCUGUAUUGUGUUGUCAUUCUAAGAAUAUAAAACACUGUCAAAGUUAAAAGAAAGAGUUGUGGAUGAAGAAAGGGAGGGGGGGUAUGAAAUGUACAUUGUUUUUUUUGUACCUUGGCUUUAAUUUAUUAAAUAUAUCUAAGACUGCACUUUGUGACUCUUCACUGUGUGGGAGUACUUUCCUUCUGUUCUUUCAACACGAUAAUCACUCCUAAGCAUGCUCUGUGCACAUACUGCAGGUAUUUUUACAUCUCUGAAACCAUUUAUUAUAAGUACAAACAUAAAAAUAGCUUUUAUUGACUUUUAUUUUGGGGGAUUUUGACAUCAGCUAGGUUUUGAAGGAAAAUCUGGAAUCAGCACAACGUGAACAAUGUCAUCAGUAUCAUAAGGGCUGUUAAAGGACUUUAUAAAUAUCAAAGUUAUUAGUCCAAAUGGUCCCCCACUCUUCAAACAAGACUAAAAAAGAAACAUAUUUCAUCUAAAAAGAGUUGAAUCACUUCUGAAGUUGUGCUAUCUUUUUUUAAGUUGAAUUAUAUUGACCAACUAUUGCAUUGAUUGCUAGUGUUGUGUUGAGUAAUAUUUGUAUAUGUUUAAAAAAGCAGUGCCAUGUUAUUUCCCAUUAUGAAUAUCUAAA